Vicia faba (fava bean) is the source of this 1494-nucleotide messenger RNA. The record is from the annotation of a GenBank genome assembly. NCBI's taxonomy places the organism in Eukaryota, Viridiplantae, Streptophyta, Magnoliopsida, Fabales, Fabaceae.
AUGAUCCAAUGGACGAAACAGUUGAAUACCGCAUUCGGAGUUUCGUUUCUUUGGCUAAUUUGCUUGAUUUACUUCACCCAGGGUUUUAGGUCUUUUGUGUGGACAGCUAUUUCGUAUCAGCUUAAAGAUAAUCUUCAUUUGACACCUUCAGCUUCGCAAUUUGUGUUUUCUGUUGCAUUUUUUCCAUGGAGUAUUAAGCCAUUAUAUGGGAUACUUUCUGAUUGUAUCCCAAUUAAAGGAAGUAAACGGAUUUCGUACUUGGUGAUUGCGACUGUGCUCUCCCUUGUACCAUGGUUUAUUCUAGGUUUAAGUUCAACUUUGAGGAAUUCGACAUGGCAUCUGAUGGUAUUCUUGACUGUGCAAAACUUAGGAUCAGCCAUGGCGGAUGUUGUUGUUGAUGCAAUGGUAGCUGAAGCUGUAAGACAUGACAAGGCCUCAUUUGCAGGAGACCUCCAGUCAUUAUCUUGGUCUUCAAUGGCCGUGGGAGGAAUAUGUGGAAGUUUAUUUGGGGGAUUCGCGUUAUCAAGUUUACCGAUAGAUGCUAUUUUUCUUCUAUUUUCCAUACUACCUUGCAUACAGUUAUUAUCAUGCUGUUUCGUGAAGGAGAAUUCUGUAAAUAUCGAAGAUUUAGUUGAGGAUUCUACUGCAAAGGAUAUGCAAACAAAUGGUAGUAGUAAUAGUAGGGCCCUGGAUGAAGAUAGUCCUUUAACUAAAAAGUCCAACAGCAGUACAAGAAAAAGAAAGAAGGGAAAAAAGAACACAAAAAUUAAAGCAGUAAAUACCAGAAAAUCAAAGGUUCUUCAUAAAGGAGACUCAUUGGCGACAAAGUCGUUCCAUUCCUUGAAACAAGCAAUUUAUGAUUUGUGUCGUGCAUUUCGACAACCAAUGAUUUUGAGACCUAUGUCUUGGUUUUUCCUUGCCCACAUUACCAUUCCCAAUCUUUCAACAGUCUUAUUCUACUACGAAACUGAGGUUCUAAAGCUCGAAGCAUCUUUCUUAGGGACAGCACGUGUUGUUGGGUGGUUAGGACUUAUGCUUGGAACAUUCACUUAUAACCGUCACCUAAAGCAUAUGACCCUACGGAGAAUUCUCAUGUACGCUCAUGUUGCGUUGGCCUUCUUGAAUCUUCUGCAGAUUGCUGUUGUGUCUAGAAAAAAUAUUGACUUUGGAGUUUCAGACAGGGUUAUGGUGCUCUUUGGCUCAGCUCUUGUUGAUGCAAUCAAUCAAUUCAAGUUUAUGCCAUUCCUGAUCUUAUCUGGACGACUAUGCCCUCCAGGAAUUGAAGGGACAUUAUUUGCUCUUUUCAUGUCAAUAAACAACUUGGGAACAACAAUAGGGUCUUUUGUAGGUGCUGGCUUGGCUUCUAUAUUAAACAUAGAUUCAGGAUCUUUUGACAAUCUUCUAUUAGGCAUUGUUAUUCAUGCUUUGUGCAAUUUCAUUCCAAUUGCCUUUUUGUUUCUUAUACCAAAGGAAGCAACAGGUUCAUCAGGAUAG